Owenia fusiformis is the source of this 3107-nucleotide messenger RNA. The record is from the annotation of a GenBank genome assembly. Lineage: Eukaryota; Metazoa; Annelida; Polychaeta; Sabellida; Oweniidae.
CUCGUGCACUUGGCGGAAAGUACAAAAUCUACACAUUUAUACAAUUGCUUAGACCAUACAGAAUACAAUGUCUGACUUCAGUGAAAGUUUGCCUACAGCUCUUGCCCAGUUACAAGCACUUAUCACUGAGAUAUCUGGUGAAGGUCUACAAGAUGAUAGACUUGGGGAGCUUGUAGAUAAACUACUAGGUGUAUUGGACAAGAUUCCACCACUAGAUUUGACCAUACCAUUGCAUAAAAAACUUCAACCUCAGAUAGAAUCCUGUGGUGUUUCACUCUGGAAUAUUGUUGUGGCAAGGAAAACUGGUGGCAAGUUAACAAGUGAUGUCAAUGCAAAAUUGCGUCAUAUUGCCUGUAAUCUUGUCUGCUUGUGUAAUGUCCAGGUUGAAGAUGAAGUUACUUUCAAGAAGCAAAUCAUGAUGUCAUUGAAAACUGGAAGAGCUUGGCUAGAUAGUGGUAACCCUGGGAUGGCAGACAAUGCAUUAACAACAGCCUCUGAGUGCAUUACAAAACUGCUAAAAUGUGUAAUGGACAAACAUGAAAAGAUGAAUGACAGAGCAACCUAUGAUAAGGAAAAGAUGAACAUUGAUAAGGAUUUAUUCAAGGUUGUAUGUUACAAAGCAGAGUCUGCCUGUUACCAAGAGCAACAUGACACAGCUAUUGGUCUAGCAAUGCAGGCAAAAGAAAUGUUGCAUAGGUUACCAAAAGAGGCAUCAUUCCUAUCGAUGUUAUGCUACAACUUUGGCGUUGAGACGUACCAACACAAAAAAUAUGAACACAGUGUUGCAUGGUUAAGAGAAAGCUUUGAAAUUGGCAAAGGAGCUGAACCAUGUGAUUCCAAAAAUCAGGCUAGAACCUUGCGUUUGCUGUCAAAUGCUUACAUAGAGUGGGAUCCUACUAAACACUGGCAAAAAUCUCUAAAUGCUGUAGGAUUGGCAAAUGCAGAACAGAGCCACCCUGCAGGUCUGUACUUAAGGGUUAGAAUAUUGACACAGGGAGAACCAGAGAUGUCACGGUUGAUAUCUGCUGUUGAGGAUGUCAUAAGACACCCUGAUGUCACUGUUGAGCUUGGACUCAGUACAGUAAAGCUGCUAUCACAGGGAGCCAGUGAUGAUAUCGUAUUUGACACCCUCAACCAAUUAGAGAACAGAUUCAAGACAAGCAUUUCCCGUUGUAAAAUCACUCUCACACAUCUUGAGCUUCUCAUUGCUAAGCAACGAAUGGAAACUGCAAAACAAAUGGCAGAACAGAUUAUUCAGGAACACAACACAGGCCAUGCCUUGGAUGUUGCAAAUAAGAAGCGGUUCCAUCUAAUUGUCUGGGAUACUGCUGGGGAAAACUUUGAGAAAAAGAACUUUAUAGAGGCACUACAAUGGUACAAUUAUUCAUACAAUUUGUUCCCAAAGAUUGAAGGCCAAGAUGCUAACGCAGCUAAGCUUCACCGCAACAGGGCAUCAUGUUACCUUCAGUUGGACAACAUGGAUAAGGCCAAAGAAGCUGUAGAGCUUGCUGAGAGUUCAGAUGUUAAAUCUCCACACACCCAGUACAUCAAGUUCAAACUUGCACUUCUGCAGAUGGAAGAUGACAAAGCCCUUGAGGCUAUUAAAAAGAUGGGUGCAUAUCUGACUGAUGGAGUAAAGGACAGUAAAAUAGGUCCUCAGACUGGAGGGGACAAUAAUGUACAGGGACUAAUAUGUCUUGCUGCUCAGCUUGCGUUUGAGAAAAACAACCGCCCAGUUGCUAUCAAAGCAUUAGAGAGCUUGGUCGAUUGUUCUAAUGAUGCACAGCAAGUUCUAACCGCCCUCAGAUGUCUUACUAGAUUAAAACUGACUUUUUUAGCUGAAGAUGACAAGAAAAUUACAGAGCUGUCUUGCCUAGAGAGCUAUCUUACCAAGGCUUACAAUACAUUGACGUCUCCUCAGCAUGACAGUGUACCUGCGAUGUACAUCCAACAAGAGGCUACCUGGUUUAUGAAAAUAGCUUGGAAUGUUGCUCUGCAGUGUGAUGAUACAUACAAAGACAUGUAUACAAUGUUCAACAUGUGCUACAAGUUUGCUAACCUGUGCCCCAGUGACAUGGCAAACCUGGUGAGACAGAAGACCUGCAUGUUAAUGGCUGCUGCUGCCUGCUUGCAUACAUCUAAGACCAUCUCAGAUGAAGUAGACAAGAGAUCAAGCCUUCACCGGGUGUUAGAGUUUAUUAGCCAGUGCAGACAGAUCUGUGCAAGGAUAAAUGAAGGCAAGCUCAAUGAGACAGAAAGAAGCAAAGACACAACACCAAUACUAUUGGUGCUAUAUGAGUUUGAAGCCAAGGCAAAGCUUGGAGAUCCAACACUGGAACAAGUCUUGGAGAAUGCCCUAGCCAUGCCUAACUCUGAACCUAAGACAUUUGAGAGCAUAGCAGCACUUGCUCUAGAACCGCCAGCAGAGAACCGCAGCAUCAGCAUUAGAGCUCUGAAGGUGGCAAUCAAGAAACAUUUACAGAUGGAAAACCCAGACUUUGCAAAAUGCAGCAAGAACUUCCAUAGUUUAGUGUCCCUCUCCCUCCAAUGUGACACUAGCAAAGAGGAAACUUGGACCUACUAUACUGAGAUAGUGAAUCUCUUGGAAACUAGAGCAAAGGAUAAUUUCCCUGAGAUGGAGACACUUUGGCUGAUGACGAAAGCCUGGAACUGUGGGAUACACCUGUACAGUGCCAGUAACUAUAUGGAAGCUAAGAAGUGGUGUGAGUUGAGUAUGCGACUCCUCAACCAACUUUCAUCUCUCCGUGGUAACUAUGAAUCUCAGAUGAAUGAGGUGUAUGGAGAAGUGCUGGCCAGGAUUGAUACUCUCAGGAAGGGAGGAACCUUUGAGGAAUAAUACGUCGCAGUGGCGGGGCCUUUCUAUGCCUCAGAGUGAAACAUGAGUGGUACAUGUACUUUUAAAAUGAAAGGACCUUUGAGGAAUAAUACGUCGCAGUGGCGGGGCCUUUCUAUGCCUCAGAGUGAAACAUGAGUGGUACAUUUAAAAUGAAAGGACCUUUGAGGAAUAAUAUAUCACAGUGGCAGGGCUUUUUUGCAUAACAUACCAAUACAGGUGCUUAGAAGAUUGGAACUAUUAUAACAUGUGC